Molecule: messenger RNA, 1063 nt
Organism: Silurus meridionalis
Lineage: Eukaryota; Metazoa; Chordata; Actinopteri; Siluriformes; Siluridae
Product: transcobalamin-1-like
Exons: 4
Coding region: 78-497 (139 amino acids)
Biological process (GO): cobalamin transport
Molecular function (GO): cobalamin binding
Source: RefSeq, a predicted model, not a curated record
AAGGUGUUCCAGCAUAUGACACACGCACACAAACACACACACAUGCAGACAGAGCAGUAAAUCAAAGAAUCAGCAAGAUGGCCUUCAAAGUUGCAACUCUCGUGUCUACAGUUAUGCUGAUAUAUUUCGUGGCUCCCCUGGUCUUCACUUCAGAUCUCCCACAGCCCAAUAGUAUUUCACUGAUGGUUUACAACUCAAUCACUAACAAGAAGAAUUUAACUUUCACCACUGACAUUGCAUACAGAGGAAUCUUACUAGGUGCUAUGAGAAAGAUCCAAGCAGCCACGAAUAAGUUCAGAUUCACCAUAAAAGAGGAUCCAAACUAUGGUCCAUUCCUUGUGAGCGUGAACGGACUGGCAGGAAAUUCAACUGACCAUACAUACUGGCAGCUUCUUGUCAAACUAAGUAAUGGCACCCUAAUAAUUCCUGAUGUCGGUGUUGGAUGUUACAUACCAAACCCGCAAGACACAGUUAUCCUUAAAUUCACCAAAUGGUAACACAGUGAUGGUUUAAUGAUGCUGUAAUCAGGCUGGGGUCUUUUGAAAUUCACAAUACAUUAGGGUAAAUUUACAUGAACUAUAUUUGUAUGAUUCUUCCUUAACAAAACAAGAAUAUGUUAAAAUCUUUUGCCUCAUGUCAUCAUUUUAAACCCUCCAAGUAAGUUUUUGUUUUUACAAACCUUUACAAUAGGAGUUUUGGGGAUGUCUUUAGGAAAUUCUUUACUUUAGAUUUAUAUUAACCCUAUUAUACAAGAUCUUUUUUGACUAACUUGGCUAAAAUAUUUCUUAACAAGGGUCUAUUUGGAUAUGCUUUAUUUCACCAUUUACUCAUAACUUGAUGUUUUUAUGCCUGUAGUUGUUUUAGACAACAUCAUAGUUCACCUUUAUCUAGGCUAAAACACAGCCUUAUGAAAACAAGAAAAUAGUCAAGAAGCCAGUUAUACCAGGCAAUGUGAGAAAUGAAAAUAAAACCAAUAAUGUCAAUCAAAUGAUGGGUACAUAAGCAAAUGUUUAAUAUACAUUAACUUUUGUAUACACUGAUAAUAAAUCUUCUGCAACAUUAA